AUGGCUCCCGCGUUCACUAGCCUCCUCCCCGCCGCAACCUCCGCCGCCGCGACCGCCUCGCGGCUCCCCUCGGCCGCCGCCGGAGCGGCAUCCGCCUUCGUGCGUCUCCCGCAUCACCCGACGGGCUGGGCUGGGGCCUCCGUCGAGGCGCCGCGUACGGCGGCGCGCAGGCGGGCGCCCGGCGUCGCCUACGCCACCGCCGCCACCGACAAGAGCAUCUACGACUACACCGUUAAGGACAUUGAUGGAAAAGAUGUUCCUCUUAAAAAGUUCAAGAAUAAGGUGUUGUUGAUUGUUAACGUUGCUUCUCAAUGUGGGUUGACAACAGCAAAUUACACUGAACUAUCUCAUAUCUAUGAGAAGUACAAGACUCAAGGGUUUGAGAUUCUGGCAUUUCCUUGCAAUCAAUUUGGUGCACAAGAACCUGGAUCAAAUACUCAGAUUAAGCAGUUUGCAUGUACAAGAUUCAAAGCUGAAUUUCCUAUUUUUGACAAGGUUGAUGUCAAUGGACCUAAUACAGCUCCCAUCUAUAAAUUUCUGAAGUCCAGUGCUGGAGGAUUUUUGGGUGAUCUAGUCAAGUGGAAUUUUGAGAAGUUCUUAGUGGACAAGAAUGGCAAAGUUAUUGAGAGAUAUCCACCAACAACUUCACCAUUCCAGAUUGAGAAGGACAUCCAGAAACUCCUUGCGGCAUAA
This is a messenger RNA of Miscanthus lutarioriparius, 693 nucleotides long. NCBI's taxonomy places the organism in Eukaryota, Viridiplantae, Streptophyta, Magnoliopsida, Poales, Poaceae. The record is from the annotation of a GenBank genome assembly.